Messenger RNA from Penicillium macrosclerotiorum, 1242 nucleotides. Its product is annotated as mitochondrial 37S ribosomal protein uS5m. Gene Ontology annotation, biological process: translation. NCBI's taxonomy places the organism in Eukaryota, Fungi, Ascomycota, Eurotiomycetes, Eurotiales, Aspergillaceae. The coding region runs from base 1 to 1242 and encodes 413 amino acids. The transcript has 2 exons. Gene Ontology annotation, molecular function: RNA binding; structural constituent of ribosome. The record is from RefSeq and is a predicted model, not a curated record. Gene Ontology annotation, cellular component: ribosome.
AUGAGUCUCGCCCGGCCAGCACGAUGCCUGUUCUGCAGCUUCUCCCGUGCUGCCACGCAGGGCACGCGAGUCCCCCGUCGCCAAUUCCACCCAUCUCCCGCUCAAUUGACAAACCGGAAACCCAAGUUCCCGAAUAUCAAGGCUCCCGAAGCCCAAAGUGCUUCAGGGCUGAAGCCUGAGGAGUUCAAGGCGUACUCGGAGGAGGAGAAGGCACACCUGGCCAAGGAGUACUCGGCCGCGCAGAUGGAAGCUAUCAAGGCCGGCGAGGCUGCCAUUGACCCGAAGGACUUGUCUGAGCAGUUCAAUCCCCGUGACGACCCUAUGAAAUUCCAGUAUGUCGACGACUUUUCCGUGAUCGAGCCCGGUGUCGAUAAGCACAUGCGCGCCCCCCUGUCCAACGCGGACCCCAAUUUCAAGCUGAAGACCGAAGACGAUUUUGUCGACGACUUUGCCCGUUUCUUUAUCGAGGCUCCCGAGAAUGAGAGUAUCAAGGCUGAGGACUUUGUCAAAUAUGCGGAUUCCCUGCGCUUGACUCACGGCAAGGAAGAGAGCGAGUUGAACCCCCACAGCUCCCUGGUGCCCGAUUUGUUCGGCCCGGGUGAGACCAUUGAUGACCCUCGCGUGGAGGAGCGGAAGACUGCCGCGGAGAAGGGCGAGAAAGAGCGGUCUUUGGAGGCCGAGGAAAUGACCGAUGCCCUGAAGAGCCUUCUCCUCUCCACAGGCUACACUGAACGCCAAGUCCGUGAAUUCCGGACUAAGACCCUUGUCUCUCACAGCGUCGUGAACCAGACCCGCUUGGGUAAGGUUCGCCGUGCCUACCGCCUGACUGUUGCUGGAAACGGUAAUGGUCUGCUAGGUAUUGGUGAGGGCAAGUCCGACGAAGCGGCCGAUGCGAAGAUCCAAUCGCAGUACCGUGCCAUCCGCAACAUGCAGCCCAUCCCCCGCUAUGAGAACCGCACCAUAUUUGGUGAUGUGAAGGGCAAAGUUGGUGCUGUGGAGUUGGAGCUGAUGCACCGUCCCCCAGGCUUCGGUCUCCGCGUCCAGUAUCUGAUCUACGAAAUGUGCCGUGCCGCUGGUAUCCACGAUCUCUCAGCGCGAGUUAAUCGCUCCCGCAACAAGAUGAACACCGUGAAGGCUGCCUACGAGGCGCUUAUGAGCCAGAAGAACCCGGAGGAGGUUGCUCGGGCCCGCGGAAGGAAAAUGAUUGAUGUCCGCAAGGUGUACUACGCAGGCAAGGUCUAG